Molecule: messenger RNA, 2062 nt
Organism: Oncorhynchus kisutch (coho salmon)
Lineage: Eukaryota; Metazoa; Chordata; Actinopteri; Salmoniformes; Salmonidae
Product: transmembrane protease serine 2
Exons: 15
Coding region: 334-1779 (481 amino acids)
Biological process (GO): proteolysis
Cellular component (GO): membrane
Molecular function (GO): protein binding; serine-type endopeptidase activity
Source: RefSeq, a predicted model, not a curated record
ACAUUUCAAGGGCCUGUUGUGUGUAGCUAUCCUCUCAAGAACCUGGUCAUAAUGCCUUGCCUGGUUAUUGAUUAACAGCCAAGAAGACUUAACAUGUCCAGAGAACCCGGGGCCUUUGUAUACACAGUCAGGCUGUUCACACAAACUAAGGUGUGGUCAUGGCCGUUUAUUGCAAGGAGUAAAGAGAGAAUGGACUGAGUUAGAGGGAGAGAGAAUAAGAAGAAGGGACGUCAAAUCAGUGUUCAAAAUCAGCAGUUGAACUAAUCCAAGGUAAAUCUGGUGAAGGUAAAAGAUUUGAUAAUAUCUCAUCGGAACAUUGAAAGUGGUGUCGACAUGAACAAUAACCAGACAUCAGGUCCCCAGUAUGUGAACUAUGGAUUUCAAGAGGGGGCCGGAACUGAGGGAAGAGCCUCUGCAAAUGCUUCUGCCCCGCAGAUGCCCAACACCCCCCUCUCUAUUUACCCUCAGUACACCCCUCAGACCAUCAACACCCACCACACGUUCACCCCUGGAUUACCACAUCCUGUCCCAGUACGAAAAGUGGUGAAGAAAAGUCACUGUAAAUGUAUUGUGGCCUUAAUUCUAAGUGUCUUAGUUCUCCUUGGGGCAGCUGGAGCGUUGGUUUGGUAUUUCUUGUCCUACCAGUGUGUGUUGGGGAGGUCCUGUAUCGAGGGAGGUGUGUGUCUGAAUGCCUCUCAGUGGUGUGAUGGCAUCAGAGACUGUCCAGGAGGAGAAGAUGAGUCACAGUGCCUACGCCUUCAUGGGUCUGGUUUUGUGCUGCAGAGUUACUCAUCAGACAGUCAGAUGUGGAAGCCAGUGUGUGCUGAUAACUGGAAUGACAACAUUGGCAGGGCCACCUGUCAGCAGAUUGGAUACAGCAGUGGGUCCUAUGUUCGGUUCUCACAAAGAAACCCAGGCUCCUUGGCCGUUGAUGGCUACAUGAAGCUGUCAGGCUUUGACCCUCAUUCCCUUCUACAGGGGCAGCUAACCAGCAGUCCCUACUGCUCAUUACAAGCAGUCUCCCUGCAGUGUAUUGACUGUGGUGUGAGUGUCGCGCCCACUAGGAGCCGUAUUGUAGGAGGCGACAUAGCGGUGAGCGGGGCUUGGCCCUGGCAAGUCAGUCUGCACUCCAACUACCAGCACCAGUGUGGAGGCUCCAUCAUCAGCCCUGAGUGGAUCAUCACUGCAGCCCACUGUGUAGAAACGCUAUCACAGCCCAGUCAGUGGACGGUGUAUGCUGGCUAUUUGAUCCAGAUACAGAUGGCUUAUGCCACUGGCAAUUCAGUGAGACGCAUCAUCUCUCACGAAAAAUACGACAAGCAGACUAAGGAUAAUGACAUCGCUCUUAUGAAACUCAACACACCCCUCACUAUGUCAGAUAAGGUGAGACCAGUGUGUCUGCCCAACUUCGGAGUGAAUCUGACUCCCCAGCGAGAAGCCUGGAUCUCUGGAUGGGGGUCCAUUAGGAGUGGUGGGUUGGUGUCAGAAAACCUGCGUCAGGCCCGGAUCACCAUGUACAGCAGACACACAUGUAACGCACAGUUGGUGUACAAUGGACGUGUCACCACCUCUAUGAUCUGUGCUGGGACACUGGCAGGAGGAGUGGACUCAUGUCAGGGGGAUAGUGGAGGACCCAUGGUGGCCAAGGAGGGUUCAUUAUGGUGGCUGGUAGGGGACACUAGCUGGGGUAUAGGUUGUGCUCUGAAGAACAAGCCAGGAAUCUACGGCAAUGUCUCCCACUUCCUUCCCUGGAUAUAUGAACAAAUGCAGAAAAAUUGAUGGAGAUACCAAUGAUGAUGGCCUCUUUUGCUUAUCAAAUUCACCUGUCUGAAAUGUGGCUUCUGAAUAAAUGACACGUACACUGCUUUCAGGGAUGAUUUUUGGUGCCUGUUGACUUAUAGGCAAAGGGUGGCUACAUUGAAGAAUCUAAAAUAUAUUUUGAUUGUUUAACACUUUUUUGGUUACUACAUGAUUCCAUAUGUGUUAUUUCAUAGUUUUGAUGUCUUCACUAUUAAUGUACAAUGUAGAAAAUAGUAAAAAUAAAGAAAAACCCUUGAAUGAG